ACGCCAGUGUUUACCGACUUAGCUCCGCCCAUCCGGUUGUUAGCGACAUUUUAUUGCUGAUAUAGGAAAGAUAAAGUGGAUAUUGUAUGGUAGUAUAUUAUGCGUAUGGUAUUCGUGGGGGGAAAGCUAUAGGCCUCCAAAGAAUAUAUGACAAUUGGGACAUAAAUACAGCGUUAAAUAUAUCUUGUUUGAAAACUGACACAGUCUAUAGGUUUUUAUUUUUGCGUUUGGCGACCUAGUUCUGACCAUCGCGCGUAAACAUUUAGGUCGCUAGCUGAAAAGGGCCGGAUACCGAAGUGGAAAGGACAUUUUCCAUUGUAACUUCCUUUUGCAGCUGCGAGGAAGCAAAACACCAUGAACUGCCGCUCGGAAGUCCUGGAGGUGUCAGUAGAGGGAAGGCAGGUUGACGAGGCCAUACUGGCCUUGUUGCACACUAUUUUGCUGCACCGAAGCACAGGCAAAUUUCACUACAAGAAGGAGGGCACCUACUCUAUUGGCACAGUUGGUACGCAGGACAUAGACUGUGACUUUAUUGAUUUCACUUUCGUACGAGUGUCGUCUGAAGAACUCGACAGGGCCAUCAGGAAAGCUGUUGGAGAAUUUAAGGAAGCACUGAGCAACUCGGGCAGUGACGGCAUGGGUCAGAUAUCUCUGGAAUUCUAUCAGAAGAAGAAGUCCCGUUGGCCUUUUUCAGACGAAUGCAUCCCCUGGGAGGUUUGGAGCAUCAAGGUCAAUGUUGUCAACCUGGCCAAUGAACAGGAAAGACAGAUAUGCAGAGAAAAAGUGGGAGAGAAGCUGGGUGAGAAGGUUAUCAACAUUGUGGAGGUGAUCAACCGACAUGAGUACUUGCCCAAGAUGCCAACGCAGUCUGAGGUGGACAAUGUGUUUGACACCAGUCUGAAGGACGUCCAGCCAUACCUGUACAAAAUCACAUAUCAGAUCACAGAUUCACUUGGCACGUCUGUGAGCACUACAGUGCGCAGGCUAAUUAAGGACACAUUGGCACUGUGAGGAUGUUGAUCCUCGUUGAUUUACUUGUGUGUGUAGGUUCAUCAUCAGACAGGCAGUGAAGGAAAGUCACAGUGUGAUUAAGAUUUGGGAAUCCCAAAUUCCUUCAUAGGUAAAGCCCUAUAUAUAGGUGACAGACCCUCACUGAAAAAAACUAUUGUAAAUGCAAGCAUUUUAAGUUCCUUUUGUUUUGUAUUUUGUGGAAGUGAAUACUGGAUUUUAUCCAUCAUAUUUUGACCUUGUUUUAACAGACAUGCUCUACAUGCUGAAUAAAAUGUCUGUUUGAAAGGGUGUAACUGAACAUAAUCCUGGAAAUGGGAAAAACACUGUUUUAAUGUUCUGAGUAUUUUGUUACUGUUGUAAAAUACCUUCAGAUUGCUAUUAUUAAGCUAAUUAUAUGUAUGUACUGUAAAAGCAACUUUAUUCAAACUUCAAAAUGAAACCUCAGAAAUAAAACUGAUUGCUUUUUGAAGUCUUAUUUAAA
Messenger RNA from Paramormyrops kingsleyae, 1492 nucleotides. It is a transcript of the gene atg101, whose product is annotated as autophagy related 101. The record is from RefSeq and is a predicted model, not a curated record. NCBI's taxonomy places the organism in Eukaryota, Metazoa, Chordata, Actinopteri, Osteoglossiformes, Mormyridae. Gene Ontology annotation, biological process: autophagy; autophagosome assembly. Gene Ontology annotation, cellular component: Atg1/ULK1 kinase complex; phagophore assembly site. Gene Ontology annotation, molecular function: protein kinase binding.